CGCUGCCCGGCCCGGCCCGGCCCCGCCCGGCCCCGCCCCGCCCCGGCCGCCCCGUCCCGUCCCGUCCCAGCCCUGCCCGCUCCCGCAUGAGGGAGGCAGCGAGGGAGCCAGGCCGCGCCGCGCCGCCGGCAUGUCCGCGCCCUGCUGCGCCGGCCAGUUGGCCUGCUGCUGCGGUACUGCUGCUUGUUCCUUGUGCUGCAAAUGCUGCCCCAAGAUAAAACAGUCAACCAGCACCCGUUUCAUGUAUGCGCUUUACUUUAUCCUCGUGACUAUCAUCUGUUGCGUCAUGAUGUCAACAACAGUAGCUAACGAAAUGAAAACACAUAUUCCCUUCUACAAGCAGAUGUGCAAGGGUAUUCAGGCGGGUGAGACGUGUGAGAAGUUGGUGGGAUACUCUGCAGUGUACAAAGUCUGUUUUGGAAUGGCCUGUUUUUUCUUUUUGUUCUUCUUGUUCACCAUCAAAAUUAACAGCAGCAAAAGCUGCCGAGCAUACAUUCAUAAUGGAUUCUGGCUUGUUAAACUUGUAAUUCUGGCAGCAAUGUGCUCAGGAGCCUUCUUCAUUCCUGAUCAGGACACUUUCCUCAAUGCCUGGCGCUACGUAGGAGCAACAGGAGGUUUCCUUUUCAUUGCCAUUCAGCUCAUCCUGCUUGUUGAGUUUGCACACAAAUGGAAUAAAAAUUGGACUGCAGGUGCAAACCACAAGCAGAUGUGGAAUGGUUUGCUUGCCCUGGUCACUCUCAUCUUGUACUCCGUUGCUGUGGCAGCCCUGGUCCUCAUGGCUCUUUUCUACACGCGCGCUGAUGGCUGCAUGUACAACAAGGUCCUGAUCGGUGUUAAUGGUGGCCUGUGCCUCUUUGUGUCGCUGGUGGCCAUAUCACCGUGUGUCCAGAAUCGCCAGCCCCAUUCUGGAUUGCUGCAGUCAGGAGUUAUCAGUUGCUACGUCAUGUACCUCACUUUCUCAGCACUAUCCAGCAAGCCACCAGAAACUAUGCUGGAUGAAAACAAUCAGAAUAUCACAAUCUGUGUACCUGAAUUUAGUCAAGGCCUGCACAGAGAUGAAAACCUGGUUACUGGCCUGGGUACUACCAUUUUGUUUGGCUGCAUUUUAUAUUCUUGUUUGACUUCAACAACACGUGCAAGCUCAGAGGCACUGAGGGGAAUAUAUGCAACACCUGAAACUGACGUAGCUCGUUGCUGCUUUUGCUGUGUGCCUGAUGGAGAUGGUGAUGCUGAAGAGCAUGUUGAAAAAAGGGGAGGUCAGACUGUGAUUUACGAUGAGAAGAAAGGCACAGUAUACAGUUACGCCUACUUCCACUUCGUUUUCUUCUUGGCUUCGCUCUACGUGAUGAUGACAGUAACUCACUGGUUCCAUUAUGAAAGUGCUCAGAUGGAAAAAUUCUUCACCGGAACCUGGUCCAUCUUCUGGAUUAAGAUGGUCUCCUGCUGGGUUUGUGUCUGUCUGUACUUGUGGACUCUUACUGCUCCACUCUGUUGUCCAUCCAGAGAGUUCUCAGUGUGAACAUUCAGAAGGGCCUUCCGUGUUUUUCUCUUUUCUUUUUUUUUUUUUUGUUACAGAUAAAAUACAACAGUCAUUUUGUAAAGAGGAAACACCUAUUGCCCAGUUAUCAUAAUGUAUCAGUUAGUAAACUUUUAGUCAGACUAAACAAAUGAUUGAAGACUUUUUUAAAUUUUUUAAGUCAUCAUGAGCAAGCAUUGCCCAAAGGAACAAAUCUGUUCCAAAAUUUUGUAACUUAGGUGUGGAGUGUAGCAAACACAGUUGUUGCAUAAACUGGAAUAAGUGAAAUGCUUUUCAAAUAACUGACAAUCUUUCUCUGGCUUCAUAAUCAAGAAAAGAAAAGAUCAUAGUGCAGGUGUAUCUUCUUCCUUCCUGUGAAUGCUGGAUAUCUUCUAGCAAAUAUGCAUUCCUUUUUAUACUCUUUUUAUUAACUGUGUCUUUUACAGUUUGCAGUGAUGAUUUGGACUGCUGUUUUGUACAGCAGAGAAUUCUUCUAAGUAGCAUCCGGAUAUUUUUUCAGAAAACAUAACUAAAUACUUCUGUAGAAAUAGAGAAUAUGUAAGAAUUUGACUGCCAAAGCAUCCACUAAAAAUCAUUUAUCUAAAUAUUAAAUAUAUUAAGUUAUUGUAUACCUAGAUUGAGAAAGGAAUGUACCAAUGAUAAUAGAGUAUUUAUUCUAUUAUAACUUUAAAAGGCACCUGAAUAUUUUAUGCAAUUCACUUCUGGUCCAGUUGUUAACAGAAGGGCAAUUCUACACACAAAUUCUUAAACUCAGAAUUUUGUUCAGCUUUGCUUUGCCACCUCAUUUAAACUGAAAAUUGUGUGUACUGCACAGGGAUCUAAGAUAUGGUACAUUCCUUAUUCAGAAUGUUUGCUGUUGAGAAAAUGCGAGUGACAGGAGCACUGCCUAUUGCUGUUAAAUUUGAAAGUGGAAUGCUCAUGUACUUUUCUACCCUACUGUUUCAACUUUUGUCUGAACAUCUCACAGGAUCUUCAGUUUCCAUUACUUACUAUAAUAUUUUAAAUGCAUUGAUGGUCAGGAAAGGACUCUAGUGCAUCAUCUUCCUUUUCUGCCUGUGUGUUGGUUGGAAAGUAUCCUUUCUAACUGCUAUAUUUUUAUACUCCUCUGUUGAUGUUAGUUUUGCUGUUGGGAUGAGACUUAGCCAACCAAUCCAUUAAUGGAGACUAAACUUAUUUUGGAGAACUGUUCCAAGCAGUGGGCUAAGCAGGCAGAAAAAACAAAGACAAGAAGACACAUGUAACAGCAGCUGCCUUAGUACAAAUGACUGACUUGACAAUAUCGUGUCAGAACCAUGUCACUUUUACUCGCUUUAAGCAGAUGAUUUGGUGGUAGAACAACAACUCAGAUGCCAUAAGUGCUGAAUAAGGUUGAACCCACUGUAGUUACCUACAUUCCAGUGGCAUGGAUUUAUGACUUGUGCUACUACCAGAAGUUUUGUCUUCUCUCCUUACAUAUACAUGUGUACACACACACAAUGUGAAAUAUGCAUGAAAUAAACAAAACAACUGAUUUAGCAGUUGUUUUUUUUGAAAUAUGAUUGACCCUUAUAGCUUCACCCAAUGCUUUCUGCAAAACAAAGAAAAGCACAACUAGAAGCCCAUGAGGUGGCCAAAAUAUUUGCAUGCAUUUGCUCUGUUGCAAUAAUUGAUGGCUAAUGGACACCUGGUGAGUAAUACUAAUGUAACAGAUCUCAAUUCUGCUCUUGAUUUCAUUACCGCUAUUAGCUGCCCUGUUGCUAUGGUAUCCUAGGGCUCCUGUCUGCCUUGGAGCUUGCUGGGGGUGCAAUCUUCCCAACCAUAUGCACUCUUACCUCAAACAAAAUCUACAGGUGUGCAGUCCUGUAUACUUGUACCACCUACCCCAGUGCUUAAGAGCCUCAAAAUACAUCUGUCAUGAGAUCUGAGGGAAGGAGAAGUCUGUCCAGAGGUGACUUGCUGCUCUUCUCCUUGUUUGCACUUCAGGGGGAAAAAAGCAGUUGAGACUUAGCUUUGAGUUAGAAAAGCAACAGAUAGCUCUGGAGAGGGAGGCAGGUGUUUUAUUUCCUUCUGCUUCUGCUGGGAGGUUUCUGAUCUCACCAAGAGCUCUGCUAGCGUGGUGGCUCAUCGGUAUGUCUCUGCGUUUGGAGUCCAGCUGUGCAGAUUCUUCUGCAGCUGAAAAAGGCAUUUGUUAAUGCAUUUGCAAUGCAGAAGCCUUUAUCUGUCCCAUCCCUAAGGUGAGAGCCUAUGGGCUUUGCAAUGAUGACUAACAUUUAGUCUGACAGUUGGUUGUCCCACCAUAGCAGCUGUUCUGAGAAGCAGUCACGAUCCAGUGCUAGAGCUGUGAACUGCAGCUGAUGGUCCAGGCUCUUGUUCCUCCCUUGACGAAUGCCGUUCCCUAAAGUACAGAGGCUUGCAGGAGUUGCCUUCCAGUGCAAUGUGUGUUGUACUAUGAGAAACCAAGCGUGUUUUUUUAAAAAGUAGCAAUGUUUUUUAUAACAGAACACUGGGCAAGGAGCUCUACAGAAGAGAGCAUGCGCUACGUCAAGCGUAAUGCAGGGAAUGUAACUGUUCUGUGGUUCUGACAGCAGGGAUCCCAGUCGCAAAUGUGGAUGAUCUUAAUACAUAUCUUGGCCAAUGUAUGUUCUUACGUGUUUACAAAAACACUAAUUUUAUGUAGGGAGUAUCUGCCUGCAUAAGGACUUCCUGCACCUCCUUGUGCUCAUUUUUUUGUAGUUUGUAUUUAAGGAAAUAGAUUUUGCACAAAGGAAACAGGGUUGUAGGAGGAAAGUCCACAGCGAGGCAUGAGUCUGUUCUUUUUACAGAGCACACGCCUCGCUGAGUUGUUCCUUCGUCCUUUCCACCAGCUAUUGACCUUCAGAAUCUAGGUGUGAGGGUAUACAUAGGGAGGGAAUGGGGGAGCACCCAACUAGACUGCUUUGUCUGCUUCUGAGCAAAUUUUGUGCGAAAAGACCCCAAAAAUAACUUUGAGGACCUGCAUGUCCAUGCUGUGGCCCCAGGUCCAACUGUGGAUCUCCAGACUUCUCUAAGGAAGCAGUAACUGGUGGCAGCUGGGUGUGCAAAGUCUCUAGUUCCGCAGUGAGGCACAGCUUCCUGCUGGCCCAGCAAAUGUUGCAGCCUGAAUGUUUGCUGCGAAAUCCGUACUGUGAACUUCCAUGUGCAACCACUUAAUAAAAUCCUUGGCUGUGGUUGAAGGAGUCAAAUGCCCAGUUCAUAAAUUCCAAACAGUUCACACAAACGGGGUUUUAAAACCUUUUAAAGUGCCUUCAGUACCUACUGCUGUGAUAGCUGGUAAUUCAGGUGGCACUGGAACUGGAAAACCUGAACUGAGCCUGUGACUGGGUGAUGCUGCCUUGUACCUUAUGCCAGCGUGUACAAGACAGUCAGACCCAUGGUGCAUGUGGACGAUGAAAUAGUCUGUGCUUGACAGACCUCUGGGGAUGAGACUGAUUCGGAUACUGCUGUACAGUGGAAGAUGAACUGGGAAAACUCACUGAGAGCCUGAUGCUUUUGUGAGUAAUUUAGUAGUUGUUGCCUACACUUACAUUUAAAUUGUAAACAGUUAACUUUCUUGACACAUACCUAAAAGCACAUGCAGGUGGGCAGCUGUUCUGCUUGAGGCAGUUAGCUGUUCAGUGUCUGUCCUGCCUUGUGCCAUGAUUGUUCAUUGAAAUUGUUCCUGAAUGUGAAUGGUGCAGUGUUUCUGGCUUCUAGUAUUUUUGGCCUGUGUGAAGUAAGGAAGCUGUUGUUACAAAGACAGGAAGGCUAGAGAACACGUCCUGUACGAAGUUUCCUCUAAUUAAACUUGAAUUUGAGUUGUUUAAUGGAGGAACAUCUUGGAGGAACAGACCGUGUUGGCAGAAGUUAGUGCUGCUGAGAAGAUGAGACAGUUUUAUUGGCCUUUUCCUACUCUUUCAGAUUUGCUAUUGUAAGGAAGGUUAUUUGGAACCUCACUGCUGCACUGCUGUCCGAGACUAGAAUAAUUUUAGUUUUUCUCAUGAAGGGAACUGAGAGCUGCAGUCAUUACUUGUUAUUGUUUGGGGUAAAAUCAAUGGGAUGGACUCGGACAGCAAGCCUCUGAAUCCAAACAGCUGGACUAACAAAUGAGACCAUAAAACCUUAUUAAGAAUGUGUGGAAAGCAGAUGGAUAUGCUUGUUUGCUGUUUACCAGCUAGUUCCUCAAAGCACGUAGGCAGCCCUUGCAGAUGGAUGCCAAGCAAGGAACUCCACUGUGUUCACACACAUCAGAGUUAAUUACAUUUUUGUGAUACUCUUAGCUUUGUACUUCAAGCAUUUCCAUGAGGCUCAAAAAGCUUGUAGUAGGUUGGGCCACUUGUGUCUGAAACGGGUAAUUCAGUGUUGCUAGCAUAUGCAUAGUCCAGAGGGAGGGCUUAUCCCCUCACAGAAUCAUAAACACUGCAUGUCUAUUUAUUUAUUUAUUUUGUGUUUUAGCACCUUUGUGUUUAGCACCAAAUCUAGAAGCGCUUUGAAAUUGUAAACUGUGCAUGUAUAACUGCUUCAUCAGCCCCUGGUGCAGCUUUUUAUGGGCUAGAACAUUGCUAUGAGUGAAGCAACUGUUGCACUUGCAAAAAAGCUGGUUUUUAACAGUUCUCUGGUUUUGACCAAUGCAUCAGGAAAAUUUGGACACUCGAAAUAGUGCUGGUCGAACUUUGGCUAGCAGCCCACAGUAUCAUGGGCAUCUCUGAAUGUAUUGGUAACAAAAUAAUCCACUGACUGCUUUGAAAACAUGCUAUAAAGAUUUUAUGCUAUAAACCUUUAGGCUUUCCUCCUAAAUGAGUUGAUGAAGCAAAAUAUCAUGAGACUGUACCUGUGUGCCUAGAUGAGCAAGAUUACCUGCAGCUAAAAUUUUGCUCUCAUCUUUCCUUCUGGUCUUUAGAAGCAACGGCUUUUGCUUGCAGGCUGUACCUCCUCAUUUCAUUUGCCUUUUUCCUCCUUGGAUUUGUUUUUUAAAGGCAUUGCUUCACUUCCAUUCUGACCCCUAUCAAGUGGGAUGUCUUUGGUGCUAAAAACUAGCGAAGACUUCUUUGCCAGGUCUUGUUGAUCCUUUCCUUUUUAUAGCAGGACAACCUGCAGUGUUGAAGCAAAGUCAAGGAUCAUAGUUUAUUAUAUGGAUCACUUUUCCUCUGUGAAAGCUGCUUGUUUUCUGAAGUGGCCUAAAAGUUCUUUUGGGACGAAAACACAAUCAGCACUAUGACAUUUUACUUUGUGUUUUCAAUUUUGUAAACAGUAGUUUGAACUGUUUCACAUGACUGUACAAGGGAAUGCCAGGGGUGAAGUGCUUAGAAAGCUUUGGCUUUUUGUACUCUUGGCAGGAUACAUAGCUCGGGAACUGGUAUGUCUGCAUUUUCAACAUCCUGAGGCAGAAUGCCCAGGUGCCCCAGGACGGGGAUGCAGACACACUGCAGAGGGUUUGAAGUAGAAACUUCAGGAGACUGGCAUGAUGGCUGCUUUCUGAUGCCUGAAGAAACUCUGUAGGUUUCAAAUAGGCCUUAAGUCCAGUUUUGUUUUGUGUUUUUUAACUCAAGCCCCGUUUCAACUCAUUCCAACCUGUUAAAAAUAAUGUUAUUUUUUAAAAGUUGGAAUUUAUUUCAGAUAUAAGCCAUAUUGUCUUCUGCCUGUUUGCCAGUCUCCCAGAGCUCCCAGUGCCAUAGUGUACAGCCAUUUGCACAAACUUCUUCAAGCCACAGUUGUCAGUUUUGGAACCACUCCAGCAGCUUAAAGCUUCCAGGGCUUUUGCUCACCAGAGCUGCAGGGUGCAGCACUGCAACCAUGCUUCUGCCAAAGAAGCCUCAGUGCAAAGCCAAGAAGAAUUUUGGAAAGCAAUGGGGAUAUAAUAUCUAGUUACACAUACUGUAGCUUUAUUUUUCCUCUUACCGAUACAUGUCCAGGUGCUUAGGUGUUUGUGGACAUCCAAGCAGAUUUAAAGCGAAGAGAAUUGAUUUUCAGAGAAAAUAGUUCAACUUGUCAUAUACAAGCUAAGAAGAUACUUACUAGGGACAUACGGGUUCACUGUCUGCUUUUUGUUUCCACCAGUGAGUGGUGGUCAGUCUUGUAUAUGCCAUGUUUGAAAGCUGGAUGCAAAGUAGUCAAAAUGUAAACGCAUUUUCUUAAUGGUGAGGGGGUUUUUAGUAGUCUUUUUCAAGGUUCUUCAUAUCUCAAGGGAACUUUUUGGUGUGUGUGUGUGGUUUUAUUUUAUUAAGCUGUAGCCCAGUGAAGUGGAGGUUUGCUAGUUUAUUUAACAUUUUCUGUGAGUGUUGUGAUCUGUAGUAACUGUAACACUUUGACUUUUAAGGAUUAGUAAAGAUUUCAGAACUGUAACAUCUUCACUGUAAAAUAGUCAACAGCUUUGCCUUUUUAAAGCAUGUUAAUGGAUUUUAUGGACACUUCCUUUUGUAUACUGAGUGAAUGUAUUGUUACAGAUUUAAUGUUUAAUGGACCAAUAAAAUUUUUCUUACAUUUGAAA
Molecule: messenger RNA, 8018 nt
Organism: Falco peregrinus (peregrine falcon)
Lineage: Eukaryota; Metazoa; Chordata; Aves; Falconiformes; Falconidae
Gene: SERINC5
Product: serine incorporator 5
Exons: 12
Coding region: 131-1519 (462 amino acids)
Cellular component (GO): membrane
Source: RefSeq, a predicted model, not a curated record